UCCGUCCUACCCGCGGGUUGAGUUCAGCCAACGCUGCGGCGAGGGGAGGGCUGGAGGAGGGAGAGCGGACGCAGGGGGCGGGGAGGGGAGAGGACCGCGCGCUCGCCCGCGCUCUCUUUCGGUUUGGUCCGCCUCAGGAGGAGCGCGGACCCCCCCACUUCGCGGCUCUUUCCCCCGCGCGUCUCCGCCGCCCCCAGGUCCCGGCGCGGGGCUUGGGGAUGCCCGCCAGCAUGUUCAGCAUCGACAACAUCCUGGCCGCUCGGCCGCGCUGCAAGGACUCGGUGCUGCCGGUGGCUCCCAGCGCCGCGGCUCCCGUCGUCUUCCAGGCCCUGCACGGGGACUCGCUCUACGGCUCCAGCGGCGCCGCCUCCUCGGACUACGGCGCCUUCUACCCGCGUCCUGUGGCCCCCAGCGGCGCAGGCCUCCCGGCCGCGGUCGGUGGCUCCCGCCUGGGCUAUAACAACUACUUCUACGGACAGCUGCACGUGCAGGCGGCGCCCGUGGGCCCGGCCUGCUGCGGGGCCGUGCCGCCGCCGCUGGGCGCCCAGCAGUGCUCCUGCGUCCCAACGCCCGCAGGCUACGAGGGCCCCGGCUCGGUGCUGGUGUCCCCGGUGCCGCACCAGAUGCUGCCCUACAUGAACGUGGGCACGCUGUCGCGCACCGAGCUGCAGCUCCUCAACCAGCUGCACUGCCGGCGAAAGCGGCGGCACCGCACCAUUUUCACCGACGAGCAACUGGAAGCGCUCGAGAACCUCUUCCAGGAGACCAAGUACCCAGAUGUGGGUACCCGCGAGCAGCUGGCCCGGAAGGUGCACCUCCGCGAGGAGAAAGUGGAGGUCUGGUUUAAAAACCGCCGGGCCAAGUGGCGGCGGCAGAAGCGGUCCUCGUCGGAGGAGUCGGAAAACGCGGAGAAGUGGACCAAGGCGUCGUCCAAGGCGUCGCCGGAGAAGAGGGAAGAAGAAGGUAAAAGUGAUUUGGACUCGGACAGCUGACGGCCGCCGGCCGGCCGUGGCGCUUGCCUGACUCGAAGGACUUGCACACACGGACGAUGCUACUUUCUUGCACACACGCUGCCUUGCGGGAGGGGGUCGAGAGAGCGGAACGAGGAGCUGUUAAUAGUGUACGGAGCCCGGAGGGCCGCGCGGAGGCCGGGGCCGCGCGGGGGCUCCAACCCGGCAGCAGAGGCGGCUGCCGCCGGCGCCUUGUUCCGCGCCGUAGUAUUUAUAGUUAAAUUAACGGUGACACGACAAUAAAGUGAUGAUGAUGUA
Molecule: messenger RNA, 1268 nt
Organism: Phyllostomus discolor (pale spear-nosed bat)
Lineage: Eukaryota; Metazoa; Chordata; Mammalia; Chiroptera; Phyllostomidae
Gene: GSC
Product: goosecoid homeobox
Exons: 3
Coding region: 219-992 (257 amino acids)
Biological process (GO): regulation of transcription by RNA polymerase II
Cellular component (GO): nucleus
Molecular function (GO): DNA-binding transcription factor activity, RNA polymerase II-specific; RNA polymerase II cis-regulatory region sequence-specific DNA binding
Source: RefSeq, a predicted model, not a curated record